Aethina tumida (small hive beetle) is the source of this 2446-nucleotide messenger RNA. Its product is annotated as vanin-like protein 2. The transcript is spliced from 8 exons. The record is from RefSeq and is a predicted model, not a curated record. The coding region runs from base 9 to 1490 and encodes 493 amino acids. Lineage: Eukaryota; Metazoa; Arthropoda; Insecta; Coleoptera; Nitidulidae.
UCAUCAUAAUGUAUUUCAUACAAAAACUUUUAUUUUGUAUGUUUUUGUUCAAUUACCACAUCACUUUAAAUAAUUGUUAUGAUGGAGUUGUUGUUCAGUAUUACCCUUAUGAAAGUGAAGCCGGAAGUGAAAGGAUCAGGACUAAUAUUAAUGGAUACAGAAGGGAGUUGGAGGAGUUAAAAACUAAAAACAUUGGUGCUUCAAUUGUUGUCUUUCCCGAAUAUGGUUUGACAGGAAAAACUGCAGAACCAGAGAUUUACUCUAUGGAAUUACCAGAAAAUUGGAACGAUAAAAACCUAUAUCUUGAUAACAUAUUUAAACUGUCAGCUUUAGCUGAAGAACAUGAUGUAUAUUUGGUUGUAAACCUGUUGGAAAUGGCAAAACAAAAAGAAAACAACAAUGUUGACUAUUUUAAUACAAACGUUGUUUUUGACAGAAAAGGUUACAUUAUUAAAACCUACCGCAAAAUUAACUUGGGAGAAAAAGAAACCAACUUAACAGCAGGUAAUGAAGUGUCAAGUUUUUCCACAGAUUUUGGUGUGAAAUUCGGCUUAAUCACCAACGAAGAUUUAUUUUCCGUAAAUCCAUCCGAGUCAAUUUUACAAGAUGAAGCAAUAAAAGACGUGAUUGCACCAAUGAGCUGGGAAAAUCAUUUUCCAUUUGAAAUUUCGACUUCGAUUCAAAGCGGAUACGCCAAAGCAAAUAAUAUAAACGUUUUAGCUUCAAGUUUAAGUAAACCCGUCCUUAAAAUUUCUGGGGGUGGCUUUUAUGGGACAUACUCAACUAGUUGGAUAAGCGGAUUUAAUUCAACCAAAAGUGUAAACUUUCAAUCUGACAAAGUUGGAAAUUUGUCUUCAUUUGUAGGCAAAGCCGGUAGGGCACUUCCCAACGAAGACACACUAAAACCGUUAAACAUUACAAAUAAUAUUAAAAACUACGUUAACAAUAUCCAUACGGACGAAUUUGGGAUGGAUUCAAAAAAAGUGGAACUUAAUCUGAAUGAAGGAGCCACAUGUAUAGGAGAGGUCGAUUACACAGAUAAUUCGGACCAAGACAUUUUCAUCAGGGCGUCCCUGCUAAACACCACAAAACAAAUCGGCAGGAAAACCUUUAAGAUAGCCACAUGUUUGAUUUACAUGUGCGACAGCGAGGACAUCGAAACCUGCGGGAACCGACUAGAUAAAUACCCCAAUUUAAAAUACAACAAACUGAGGCUCGUAUUGGAAUUUACAAAAAAUCAACAGACGGACAUACAAAGGCCGUUAACCUACACCAACGAUCUUAAACCCAUAGAAAACUAUAGUUUCGUCAACAACGGAACAAACCAGUGGAUCAUUGAGGCGUCAAAUUUGAAUGAAGCCGUACUGGUUUUUGGAAUUGAGACUCGAACCGAAAUAGUAAACGAAUUAAAUCCGAAUUCAGCACCGAGAAUUAAUGUCACACUGUUUUGUUUAGCAGUUAUGUUGAUCAUUAUAAAAGUGGUAAAUUAAAUGUUAUAUAUAAAGUCCAACAAAAAACGAGAUAUUAAAUGUUAUCGAACAUUUGUGACAUACCUUACUCUAAAAAGCUGUUCUCUCCAUUGACUUGCAAGCAAAAUUUUUUAGUUUUAGUUAUAAUUUAUUUACUAGUUCAUAGUUAUAUACUUUAAGCAAAAAAAAAAACACCUAGAAGUAGAUUUAUAUCAAGUUUUUGUUUUAGAAAAAUAUUAACCUAUUACAGAAUAAUAGUUGAUUAAAAAAUUUAACAAAAAUCUUAAAGCAUAAAGUGUCAGAAGCUAAUGAUGGGUCGAACCCACUCUUUGAUUAAGUCAUCCCAUCCCAGAUGAACUGAAUCUGAAGUCACAUCCGUGGAAGCCGAUGUAAAUUCCUUCCCCAUCAUAUCCCACACAUCUUCGAUUGGUGAAAAGUCUGAAGAUCUGGGUGGCCAAAGAAGUAAAUUCACAUAGGAAGCUUCUAGGAAGUUUAGAUAUCUUCUUAUGUAGGGAAGAAAAUAAGGCUCAGAAAAGUCAUCCGCAUAUCGCAGGGACAUCACAUUGCCGUUGAUGAAAACUAAAGGUGACCUGCUACUAUAAGCAAUAGCAUCCCAUACCAUUAAACUCUCCAUAGCAAAGCUAGAGUCACGUCUUUCUCCACGUCCACCGUACAUAGAAAAAGCGUGGUUCAUCACUAUACACAUGAAUGAUUACAAGCCCAAAAAAAGGCGAUAAAUCCUUAGACCGACCUUAUAUGGAGGAAAACAGAUCGAAUACCAAUUGACCUACCAUCAUCGGCAAAAAAUUCAUCAGCAAUAAUCCACGUCGAAUUCUUCCUGUCCCUUUGGGCCAAUAUCUAAGACAAUGAUCUUGUGGCUCUGUGGUAGCUCGUAAUACGUUCUGGACGUUUUUUUCAGUUAGUAUAGUUUUAAAAUAUAUAAUAAUUAAGUAAAUAGUUGUAGUAUUUAUUCUCAA